Molecule: messenger RNA, 2911 nt
Organism: Acanthaster planci (crown-of-thorns starfish)
Lineage: Eukaryota; Metazoa; Echinodermata; Asteroidea; Valvatida; Acanthasteridae
Gene: ddx27
Product: DEAD-box helicase 27
Cellular component (GO): cytosol
Molecular function (GO): ATP binding; RNA helicase activity; nucleic acid binding
Source: RefSeq, a predicted model, not a curated record
AACUAGACUUGGAUACUUUAACUGCUAAUCGUUUAAUUUAUCCAAGUUACAAGCAAACCGGUGGAUAUAAAACACGUUAACUAGUUGUGCGGCUGCGCGCUGUUUGUGUGUAAAAAUCCUUUCAAAAUGGCGCUGCCCGGUGACUUCAUCGGGACGAUUCAAGAGGACGAAGAAAUACCUGUUGCCUCAGAAGACACGAGUAGCGACGAGGAGGCUCUCAGGCCAAAGAAAUUGUCCAAACUUAAGAGGCAAAAGAAGGGCCAGGAAGAUUUUUCACAGGACUUUGUAUUCUCAGAGCGUGCCUUUGAUGAAAACAGUGCUUGGACCUCAAACCUAAUUAAAACUUUGAAGCCCCGAGGCCACACACUGAUUCAAACAAAUACCUCGUUGGAGCAAAAAAUUGCCAAGAUCCGAAGUGAGAAGAGAAAAAAAAAGGAGUCUGAGGAACUUGACAAAGCUAAAGCAAAAGAAUUGGAUGUGACAAAGGGAGAUCAUGCAUUUCAAAGUGGUGCAAAAGAAGAUAGUAACCAUGACAAUAGUGCAGAUGAUGAGGAAGAAGAGAUCGAGGAUGAAGAUAUGGGAGUGGAGGAUAUGACAUGGGACCAAAUCAAAGUCAAAUCAACCAGUGAGAAAAGAAUCAAGAGGAAACAUAAAAAAGAUGAUUCUGAUUCUGAUGAUGAAGAAACAAAGAAGGCCAAAUUCUUUGAUGAGGCGCCAGAGCUGGCUGGCUACAGCAGCUUCCAAGAGAUGAACCUGUCCAGACCACUUCUCAAGGCCAUAACUGCAAUAAACUUUGUGAGGCCGACCCCCAUCCAGGCUCAGACUAUCCCAGUAGCUCUUCUUGGUAAGGACAUCUGUGCUUGCUCAGCUACAGGAACUGGUAAAACGGCAGCGUUUAUGUUACCUGUUCUGGAGCGACUGCUGUAUAAGCCCAAGCAAGCAUUGACAAUCACUCGUGUCUUGGUACUGGUACCCACCAGAGAGCUAGGUGUGCAGGUUCAUACGGUUACCAGGGAACUGGCCCAAUUCAGCAGUAUAGAGUGCUGUCUAGCAGUUGGUGGUUUGGAUGUGAAGCUCCAGGAAGCAGCGUUGAGGAAAGGCCCUGAUAUCGUCAUAGCAACACCAGGUCGUCUCAUUGAUCAUCUACAUAAUGCUCCAUCCUUUGACCUCAAAGACGUUGAAAUUCUCAUUCUUGAUGAGGCUGACAGGAUGCUGGACGAGUACUUUGCUGAGCAGAUGAAGGAAAUUAUCAGACUGUGUUCUCACAGCAGACAGACAAUGUUAUUCUCUGCUACUAUGACAGAUGAGGUCAAAGAUCUUGUUGCAGUUUCCCUCAAGAACCCAGUCAAGCUGUUUAUCAAUGAGAACACUGAUGUAGCGUAUAACCUACGACAAGAAUUCAUUCGCAUUCGUCCAAACAGAGAGGGUGACAGAGAAGCUGUUGUGGCAGCAUUGUGCAGUCGGACUUUCCAUGAUCAUUGCAUCAUGUUUGUACAGACCAAGGUCCAAGCUCAUCGGCUGCACAUAAUCUUGGGACUGUUUGGGCUAAAUGUUGGUGAGCUCCAUGGCAACUUAUCUCAGGCACAGCGAUUGGAAACACUUCGCCGUUUCAAAGAAGAGAGUAUUGAUGUGUUAGUUGCCACUGAUCUAGCUGCAAGAGGACUGGAUAUUGAGGGGGUUAAAACAAUAAUAAAUUUCACACUGCCAAGUACACUGAAGCAUUAUGUACACAGGGUUGGAAGAACAGCCAGGGCUGGCAAAAGUGGUCGAGCUGUUAGUCUUGUAGGAGAACGAGAGAGGAAACUUCUGAAGGACAUUGUGAAGAAAGCAAAUAAUCCAGUUAAGAGUAGAAUAGUACCUCAAGAUGUUGUACAGAAGUACCGUGACAAGAUUGCAAGCUUGGAGGAAGACAUCGGGGAAGUGAUGCGGUUGGAAGAAGAAGAGAAAGAGAUGCGUAUCACCGAGCUGCAAAUGCACAAGGCUAACGCCAUGCUAGAACAUCAGAAAGAAAUCUUCAGUCGUCCCAAGAGGACGUGGUUCCAGACACACAAAGAACGGGUGCAAGAAAUAGACAAGCUUAAACUAAAUCCAGAAAAAAUGGAUAAAAAAUCGAAGAAGAAGGCCAAGAAAGAGCAGGCGGAGCAGGUGGCUAGUGAUCAAAAUGAGCGUCGCAUCCAGCGAGAAUUGGAGAAGGCCCAGCUUUUCUCCAAGAGAGAAGCCAAGAGGUCACACAAAGGUCAUGUCAUCCGAGGUUUAAGGAAUCAAGAACAACCGUCAGAAAACAAGAAGCCAUUCGUUAGAAAAAAGAAAACAAAUGGUGGCCAGUUCAAGUCGUCAUUUGAGAAAGAGCUUACUCAAACAGGCAAACGCUCUGUCAAACAGUUCAGAAACAAAACUCAUGAAGCCCGCAAGGAACAGAAAAGAACAGAGAAAGCUUCAUUUAAGUCCAGUAAACAAAACAAGUCCAAGUUCAAACCGAGCAAGUUCAACAAGAGACGGAAGUGAGGAAACAUUAGGGACAUCAAAACAGUUGAAGGCACACAACUCUUUCUUUAAUAAACAUUUGAUUUUGAAUGGUUUUCAGAUACUAGAAGGAAUGACGAGAUGUCUUGGCUUGCUCUUAUUUUUGCUUGAAAAAAUGGAGUCUUCAAAUUGCUUAAUUUUCAAAAUCUGCCCCACAAAGAGAACAAAAUUUCUUCAGACCUUUCAAAUGAAAUGCAUUAAAGUUUUAUCUACACUGCAUACAUAGGAGAAACAGGUUGAGGAAACAGGUUGAGGAAACAGGUUGAAGAAACAGGUUGAGGAAACAGGUUGAGGAAACAGGUUGGUGUAGCAGCGCUUUCCUCGCCUUCCACAUCUGCGACCCGGGUUCGAAUUCCACCUAGGUCAGCAUGUGGAUUUGGUUUCCAGA